AACACGGAAUUGAUGUCUCUUUGCGGGCAAGGUGGACGUCACUUCAGAUGUUUGCUCCUAAGGCCCGGUAUUUUUCUUCUCAAAGCCGUCUUUGCCGUCGUGAACAAGCUCCCUCCUUCCAUCCUCGGCACGGGAAACCAAGGCGAUUUGACAGCCAGUCCCCACCUUCCGAAGCCUUCGCGAUCUUCCCCUCCGUCACCAACGCCAAGCCGGGGAGCAGAGAUGGAUAACCUUACCGCAACAGAGAUGAAGGAGCUGGAGACUCGGAUGCAGAAGAGGCAGGUCAAGGAGUUUGUCGGCCUCUUCAGCAACCUCGUCGACCACUGCUUCAUGUCGUGCAUCGAGGACUUCACGUCCAAGUCGCUCUCGUCGCGCGAGACGGGCUGCGUCGCCCGCUGCGUCCAGAAGGACAUGGCGGCCGCCCAGCGCCUCAGCGAGCGCUUCCAGGAGCAUAACGCCGCCCAGAUGGCGAACCAGCAACAACGAUGAGCGGCGCCCGGCGCCCCGACCAUCCCCCGCUCCGACUGUACGAUACAAGAAGAAAAAAAAACACUUGCGGCGACGAUGACGGCUGUGGGAGGAAGAGGGAGAGGAGGAAAGAGGAUCAUGAGCAUUUCCCACUCUGUAACAACUCUCUCAUGUUGACGUUUCCAUGUCUCUUUUCCAUUGGAUUUUUUCCACUUUGGUACUUUACAUGAAAAACAAAAGGGAUAAUAGAUGACUGAACCCAUAUUAAUCCGACACAAGGCAGGCAUAAAUAUGGAUCCACGGACCUGGCGGGCAGUGAUGUUGGGC
This is a messenger RNA of Gaeumannomyces tritici R3-111a-1, 795 nucleotides long. RefSeq lists its product as hypothetical. The transcript has 3 exons. NCBI's taxonomy places the organism in Eukaryota, Fungi, Ascomycota, Sordariomycetes, Magnaporthales, Magnaporthaceae. The record is from RefSeq and is a predicted model, not a curated record. The coding region runs from base 13 to 489 and encodes 158 amino acids.